CCGCCGUGCCUCCCGGCGCAUAAAGGGAAGCGGAGGGGCCGGCCGGGGGCAGGUACUGGCGGCUAUGGAGCAACGGGGAGUGAUGGAGCAGCCGGUGCAGACGGAGACGUGGAAGGCGCGGAGCCUGGAGGAGCUGAUCCGCAUCCUCCAUCGGUUAUUCGCGGAGGACAAAGUCAGCGUGGAGGAAGUGCAGGAGCUGAUGGAGUCGUACGAGAGCAGCCCCGAGGAGUGGCUGCAGUACGCCAAAUUCGACCAGUACAGGUAUACAAGAAAUCUUGUGGACAGUGGAAAUGGAAAGUUCAACUUGAUGAUCUUGUGCUGGGGUGAAGGGCAUGGCAGCAGCAUCCAUGAUCACACUGACUCACACUGCUUUAUGAAGAUUCUCCAGGGAAACUUAAAGGAGACGCUGUUUGAAUGGCCUGAGAAAAAAGGGAAUGGUGAAAUGACUAAGAAAUCAGAACGAGUUCUGAGGGAAAAUCAAUGUGCCUACAUUAAUGACUCUAUUGGCCUGCAUCGUGUGGAGAACACCAGCCACACAGAGUCUGCUGUGAGCCUGCAUUUGUACAGCCCACCCUUUGACAGCUGUAACACCUUUGAUCAGAGGACUGGACACAAGCAUAAAGUCAGGAUGACCUUCUACAGCCAGUUUGGAGAAAGGACUCAGUGUGCAAUAGCAGUGCCACAGGAGAACAACUGAGAAGCACCAGCAAGCGUUUGCAUAAGACCUGCUGAAUAUUUAACCAGGGACAGGAGACUUGCUUGGCUAUGACCAACCACCAGCUACAUUUCUAUACCUUGUACAUAGAAGUGCAACAGGGCAGCUUCCAGGCCGCCCCCGGUUCCCCCAAGCCAAUGCUGGUUUUUGGGACUGAGCUAACUAGUGCCAUAAAGUACUUCAGAGGUUACAUGCCUUUUCUUGGGCUCCUGUCAGAAUAAAGUAGUUUGUUUUCUGAUUUUAGCCUCCUUUUAAUUCCACUUCUAAUACCACACUAAGAAUAUCAGUAAUAGGUUUUUUAACAUUAUCUGACACUACUUAAACUGGCUGUGUGUGUAAUCCCUCAGUGUAAGUAAUGACUAUAUCAACUUCUAAGCUUCCAGUCACUUGUACCUAUGGGUAGUACACUAGAUACAAUUAACUGCAGCUUUUUUUUUUUUUUUAAUUAAGUCUUUGGGUUUUAAUGCUUUAGGCCAUUUUGAUAGUUUUGUGCAUUUUUUACUGGUUUGUUUUUUUUUUACAAUUUCUCAGAUCUUGUUAUAAGUAAGAGCAGCGAAAUGCUUUGUGCACAACAGUUUUCAAAACUGAUUGGAAAGAGAUUUGAGUUUUUAAUAAGACUAAUCUUAAUCAAUAUAGCUAACAUCCAGCUUCCAAAGUAUUCUGUAUAGCUAUUAAAGAAGGUAACGAAUAAAACUGGAUUUGUGCACAGA
Calypte anna (Anna's hummingbird) is the source of this 1425-nucleotide messenger RNA. It is a transcript of the gene CDO1, whose product is annotated as cysteine dioxygenase type 1. Gene Ontology annotation, molecular function: ferrous iron binding; cysteine dioxygenase activity. Lineage: Eukaryota; Metazoa; Chordata; Aves; Apodiformes; Trochilidae. The record is from RefSeq and is a predicted model, not a curated record. The transcript has 5 exons. Gene Ontology annotation, biological process: L-cysteine catabolic process. Bases 65 to 697 code for a protein of 210 amino acids.